ACUCUACUUUUCGCACCUGCGGACGUACCAUAAAAUCGUUGCGAACCGAAGAAACCGCCAAACAUUAUCGAUAAUGCCGCAUUCCAAGCACCUGUGGGCGGUGAUUGGACUCCUCCACUUGCUGACCUUUGCCACCAGCGCCGAGGACCAGCUGAAAAACAGCACGAUAGUGGUGCAAACCCCGCUCCAAAACUACGAACAGCCCACUCUUCGGGACUAUGAGGAGUGUCAGGCGAACAGGGACAACUGCCUAAGUGUCUGCGAUGGCAGACAGGACUGCGAGGAUGAGUGUCCUGUGUGCCCGGAACUCUACGAAAAACCCCUGAUGGUCCAGGGCGUUAACGAUACGGAUUUGGUGGCACCUCCCCAAGCGCCCAUUAACACCACCAACAUUAUUCGCCUCACCAACGAGAUCAACAAUAUAAUCGAGCACCAAAUCCUGAACCGAAACGAGGUCAAUGUCCAGGUGCAGCAGAAUGUCUCCCAGGUGGGAGGACGUUUUGGACUGGGCUACAGUGAGCAGGGAUCCUGCUGCUAUGUGGUGCGAUACGAAAGGGAGUGUGAAGCAGCGGAUGGUCAUAGCUGCAAGGAGAAAAGCCGCCAGAGGGUUUGUGGCGAAAGGUGCCAGGCCAGAGUGAUGUUGGUCAAGAGAGUGGUCCAAUGCGAUGACGAAAAUACAAACGAGUGCAAGGAGACCCUCGAAUAUGUGCCAAGGAGGAGGAGACACCAUUCCAGAAAAUCCACCCGAUCCACGGAGUGUCAAUACUUGGGAAACACCUGGCCCUAUUUUACUUGCGGCCAAAAUCCAGGACAAAAUGGAGCCUUGAUUCAGCCACCGAGGGUGAAGCGUUCCACCUGCCAGCAGUGUCUCAAUUAUCCCUAUGGAUAUAUCCUGCAAAACGGUCUGCCCGCCCAGUGUGCCGGUUGUUUCCAGGGCUUUGGAGCGCCCAUGAUGCCCAUGUAUAGCUCUCCCUACAUGUACAACCCAUUUAUGGGAUAUCCACAGUUUGGCAACUAUCCACAAAUGAAUAAUAAUGGAAAUAAUAACGGAAAUAACAAUGCAAAUACUAAUGUAGAUAGCAACAUUGCAGGCUCAGGCGACGAUGGUUGGAUUUUAUGCGACGAUGAUAAUAUCGAAAAUUGCCUAAACAACAAGGAUACCAAGAGCUCUCAGCAGGGACCCCCUGCUCAUCUGGAACAGCAAACGGAAAAGGAUUUUGAUUACGAUUCGGCCGAGAACAACGUUGAAGUCAUGCGGAGAAGACGUCGUCAUAACCGUCGCAACUUUGUGCGAUCCUCUUACAGUAAACGCCAUCGCGAGGACUAAUCAUCUAUUCCAAAUUCAACCACAAACUCUUGAGAUUUUCCGCAAACCUUUUGCCACAAUAUCUAAUAGUUUUUUUGGUGAACCAAAACAUAAAGGAUAAUUUAUAUAAAACUACUACUAAACUCGCCAUUUGUAUAUAAUAAUUUACCGAAUAAAGGAUUUCUUCAAAGCCCUAA
Molecule: messenger RNA, 1503 nt
Organism: Drosophila takahashii
Lineage: Eukaryota; Metazoa; Arthropoda; Insecta; Diptera; Drosophilidae
Source: RefSeq, a predicted model, not a curated record